GGGAUUGUAGUUUUACAGAUUUGGCCACACUAUUCGUCGUUGUUAUGUUUUGAGGUGGUGGUUGUCGUAAAUGUCGGGGUUAUUUCUGUGCAUUUAAUGAAUCUCUUACCGAAAUCACACGAAGAAUUUAGCCAGCAAGAAUAUUGGAAUACUUUCUUUAAAAAACGAGGCAGUAAAGCUUUCGAAUGGUACGGAGAAUAUCCAGAACUGUGUGGAUUAUUGCACAAGUACAUAAAACCAAAAGACGCCGUUCUUGUAAUAGGCUGCGGAAAUUCGGUCCUCAGUGCAGACCUAUAUGAUGUGGGCUAUAGGAACAUCACCAACAUCGACAUCAGCCACGUGGUCGUCCGCCAGAUGCGGGAGUCUCAGGGCAAGGACCGGCCGGACAUGGCGUACCUCCAGAUGGACGCUCUCGACAUGACGUUCCCGGACGGGCGGUUCAGCGCCGUGCUCGACAAGGGCACGCUGGACGCCCUCAUGCCCGACGACUCCGGAGAGGCGGUCGCGAGGGUCGACAAGCUGUUUCUGGGCCUAGAUCGUGUCCUGCGCGUGGGCGGGCGCUACGUCUGCGUGUCCUUGCUGCAAGAGCACAUCCUGCGCGAGUUGCUCGGCUUCUUCCCACCCUCGGGCUGGAUGUUCCGCGUGUGCCGCUGCUUCGAGGCCGAGCAGAAAGCUUCCGAGGCCGGCAACGAGGCCAACUUCCCCGUUUUCUUCGUCGUCUGCACCAAGUUCAAGAAGCUUCCCAACGUUAAACCUGUGCUGGAGCUGAGCCUGACCGGGGAGCAGAUUCAGCGGGUGGAGUCCCCAGGGGACGUGGCGGCGGCGGUGCGCUCCCUGCAGCACUCGGCUCUGGUGCUGUCGCGCCUGGGGAGAGGCAGCCUCGCGGACCACGGGGAGGUGUGCCUGGACCUGUGCCGGCCCGACGAGGACAGCCCCCGCUACACUGUCCACGUCCUGGACCAGCAGUUCUCCAGGGUGGGCGGCCGGCGCUACGCCGCGUUCAUCGUGCCCCAGGGCAGGGAGACGGAGUGGCUGUUCGCGACGCCGGAGGGCCGAGACGCGCUGCUCAAGUCGGCCGGCUACGAUCGUCUGGCGGUGGUGGCGCUGUGCAGGGGCCACGCGUUCCAGGGGCUGGACGCGGUCCGGGAGGAGCUCAACGAGAGCGUCCUGCACCUGGCUCCCCCCGGCCUCGCCAGGAGCACCAAGAUCCCGUUCCUGUCGGUGGGGGCAGACGUCGGCCACAGGGACGUCUGCUACCGGGGCCACAGCGCCAUCUCGGGCGACUUCGUGGUGGAGGAGGUGGAAGGCGACGGCGGCCAUCUCUUCCGCAGGCUGGUCUUCCUCAGCAACCAGAACGUGGUGCAGUCAGAGGCGAGGCUCAAGCUGCUGAAGUCCCGCAAGGGGAAGCCGCGCAAGGUGGUGGACGUGGGCCACCUGGCGUGCGAGCACCACACGUACAUGACGGUGGGCGUGGCACUGGCGGCCCGCGACGGCAGCGAGGUCGGCGCGGCCGUGAUCGGGCUGGGCGGCGGCGGCCUCUGCACCUUCCUGCAGCACUGCUUCAGCCGGAUUCGAGUCACAGCUGUGGAUAUUGAUGGGACCAUGCUAGAAGUUGCGACAGAAUACUUUGACCUGGUCCAGGAUGAAAGGUUGGAUGUGUAUAUUCGAGAUGGCAUUCAUUUUAUCCAGCAAGCUGCAGAGAAAGGAACCAACUACCACUGUGUGUUGUUUGACGUGGAUAGCAAAACUCCUGGCUCGCCAAUGAGCUGCCCCCCUCAGCAGUUUCUGGAACCAGCCGUGCUGGAGGAUGUGAAGAAGUGCGUCGGCGAGAAAGGGAUAUUUGUUCUGAACUUAGUAUGUCGUGUGCCUGAUUUGCGGAGGGAUGUGAUAAACAACUUAAAAAGUGUGUUUGCUUCUGUGAUCUCGUACAAACUGGAGCAGGAAGUGAACGAGAUAGUGUUUUGCUCGGCACAGACCGGCAUGGAAGAGUACAAGUGGAAGAAUUGCGUGGAGGAAGCGGCCAACAAGGUCAAUGCACUGGCCAAGAAAAAGAAGUUGCAGUCGUCAGACCUCGUCAACGUCAGAAACUUUGUGUGCGCUUUGCAGUUCAAUUUGUGAGCUUCCAGGAAAAUUUCUCUAUCAGAACUACAUGAGCAUUUAUAAAAUGAAUAUUAUUAAUUGAAAUAAUGAAUUCCCAAAGUAAAAAAGAAAAAGAUUUUGAUUUACAAGAAUAUAUAUAUAUAUCUAUUUUUUUUUUGUUUAGUACAAAUUUCAAAGUGAAUCAAACUGACUGUGUUUGGAUUUGUCUCUUGCGGUGCCUCUUUAGUAAACUUAUAAAAAUUAUUUUGUUUUAGUUUCUCUGUAAGACACCUUACUGUGAUCAUCAUGAAAUUUAAUCCAGCUGUUUGAAAUACUGUGAUUUUUUUUUCUUUCCAAAUCUGCAGCUAAUUCUUAACUGACUAUAGUUGUGCACACUUUCCCAAUUCUCCUAACAUAAUAGGUAGUAAAUUUGAGUAAAAGUCCAUCAUAAUUUAGGCCAACAAGAUUUAAAAGUUUUAUUGGCAUAAUUCAGGAAGCAAUAAACUUACAAUAUUAGUUUAGUAUUUGUGCUUUAUCUAGGAUCCAAGCAAGGUGUCCAGGAUGAUAAGGAAAUUGUCACAGGUGUAAUAAAUGUUCAUGACUUUAUUAUGUUUACUUAAAUUAUGGGGCCUAAAAUAAAAAAAGUUUACAAGUAAUAGAAAAUUUUGUAAAUAGAUGUUUACAGAAAACUUGGGUAAUUGAUGUUUACAGAAAAUUUUCUCUUGUAUAAUCAAACAUUAAAAAAUGUGCCAAAAUAAUUUGAUUGGUUAAAAAAAGGUGGUUUCUGCCAUAUUCAAAUAUAUUAAAGAACUUUGUAAAAAGAACACAAAAUAAAAAUUGAUAUUUGCUUUAU
Molecule: messenger RNA, 2932 nt
Organism: Bacillus rossius redtenbacheri
Lineage: Eukaryota; Metazoa; Arthropoda; Insecta; Phasmatodea; Bacillidae
Product: eEF1A lysine and N-terminal methyltransferase homolog
Exons: 11
Coding region: 97-2118 (673 amino acids)
Molecular function (GO): S-adenosylmethionine-dependent methyltransferase activity
Source: RefSeq, a predicted model, not a curated record